UCCUUAGCCUGCUCGAAGAGCAUAACCUCACGGCAAGCGGGGCCAAAUCCUGACACUGCAUGAGGGAAGCGACUAUCUUGGGGAUCGUCUGCAAUGAGAAGGGCCGAAGGCUGGAUGUGAAGAAGACGGACAAGAUUACUGAGUGGUCAGUUUCGUUCCACUCCAUAACCGAUGUCAGGAGCUUCCUUGGUACGUGUGGAUUUUGGAGGGCCUUCGUCAAGAACUUCGCCGCUAAGACUGAACACCUGAGGAAGUUAGUCCGUCAGGAUCAGGAAUGGGUAUGGGGUGAGGAACAAGAAGAGGUGGUGGCAAAAAUGAAGGAGGAAUUUCGAGAAGGAUGGUUGGUGUUAGGAGCGCCAGAUUAUGACGCCACAGAGACGCGACCCUUCAUUGUCGAAACGGAUGCGGGACCGACUGCCUUAGGGGGAGUUCUAAUUCAGGCAGACAUGGAAGGAAAGGAAAGACUCUUGCGAUUUGAUAGCCGGACUCUUUGUACAACGGAGAGGAACUACUCUCAGUUCAAGAGGGAGACCCUUGCUGUCCUCCACUGUCUACGAAUCUUCCGGAACUAUAUCUUCGGCAGGAGGUUUAUUUUGAGAGUGGAUCCGACCGCCCUGGCCUACUCUCUAAGGAAUUACGUUCCAUCGGAUCCGACGGUUGCCAGAUGGCUGACGCACAUCUGGAUGUUCAAUUUCGAAUUGGAACGGAUUCCUGGUAGUAAGAACCGGGCGGACGGGCUGAGUCGGAUCAACUGGGAUAAACAGGAAGGGGAGGCGGUGGAGAAUACGCCCCCAGUUGAUGGAUUUCUGGAUCAGGAAGAAGAUGUUCGUCUUCAUAUCAACAAAUGGUCGCCGCGAGUGCCUAGCUGUGUAGGCUAUCCUAUUUGGCAAGCGCCGAAGGGGUAUGAAAGGAGGAAUGACCUAGUCCGUAAGCCCUUUGAGGAAGAAGAUCCCUGGGGCGGUAAGGAUGUUCAGUGGAUGAUGGAGCUAGCGCUGGCCAGCUCGCAUAGCUUGGUGGAGGACAUGAAAACGAUUGAGGAAAGACCUGGCCAGGUAGAACGGCAUGAGGACCUGAUGGGAGGAAUGUAUCUCCUCGUCAACACGUUAUUGCAGGAAGGCCUCGACCAGUCAGGCUCGUUGAACUCGACAGGAAAUGUGGACGAAGUGCCCGAGAGCCAGGACGACGAGUUCGAGGAGGGGGAGAUUAAGGAGGCUUUUCGUGCAGAGAAGUACGACGGGAUCUACCUAGAACUCGGGCUUCUUCUGUCAUGUGAAAUGCGGCUAAGGGAUGCAAGUGAUAGGGCUCAGAGGAUGUUGCAGCGCUACUUAGUGCGAGAUAACCACCUUUUCGUGAGAAGAGAAGUGGGGAAUCCCAGGAGGGUCGUCUGCGGUAGGAAUCGUCAGAUCGACGUUAUAACAGCACUUUUUGAUGGCAUUGCAGGAUGGCAUCGAGGGGUACAAGCCACGUAUGCCAAGAUAAGUGAGUUGUACUACUGGGAUGGAAUGAUGGACAUGGUCGGGAAAUUCUGUCGAUCCUGCGUGCCCUGCCAGGAGAGAUCCCGUUUAAGGCAAGGAGAGCCGCUGCAUACAAGGUUAGAGCAAGAGGUGGGGGGCGUAGUGCAUCUCGAUCUGCUUUUUAUGCCACUUGGGGAUCAGGGCUAUAACUAUAUCUUCGAUGCGCGCGAUAACCUGUCGGGGUUCGUAGACGGGCGUGCUAUUCGCACCAAGACCGGGUUAGUCUUAGUGAGCUGCAUCGAGGAAUAUUACCUGCGUUACCCUUUCGUCAGGGAAUUCGUAAUGGACAGGGGAUCGGAGUUUACCUGCCAGGAGGUGCAAGAAUUGUUAUCAAGGUCUGACUUUACGAAGACAGCCAUGCCAAGAGGAGGGAGGGGGACACGGCCGCCUCGGAGGCCGUUGGGAGCACCAGGAGGAUAUGAGCAACAUGGGCCUCGCCAUCGAGCGAGUACUCCGGUAUACAAUGAUGGGGACAUCGAGCUAUUCCUGAACAGCUUUUGGGAUCAUGCGAGGCGUAUAGGCUGGACCGCGGCUCAGGCGAUUGAGAGAUUGAGGGGAGCAGGCAGAUUCAAGAAGCCCAUCGCGCGGAUCCGUAGAGAGGCGACGACGAGAUCAGAGGUGGAGUGGAGGAUGCAGGAGUUGCGACCCUCGCCUGUGGGGCCUGAUGGCAGGCCGAUCCGCGUGGAGAUUGGAAAUGCGUCGGACUUCAUUCCUGCUUUCGAGUGGUUCAUGCAGGGGCAGGGUAUACCGAGUAAUGAGCGGGCGAGGACGUUACCCCUCUGGACCAAAAUGGCGGAGAGGGCACUGGCUACGCAGGUCAGGGACAUGGCCCGAGACUGGGAGAGCUGCAGGGCGCAUCUGAGAGAGGCCUUUCGACGACCAGAGCCCCCUCAGCCCAGAGUUGAGAAGCGUCAGAGGAGUCAGAGGCUGAGGGACCCUGAGCCCGGGGAGGCGAGACCGUCUCGGGGAGGACGGAAGGCCCUAGCCAGGAUAGAGGAGGAGCCGGAGCGGGAGCCAGAGGUUGAGGAGCGAGGGGCAUACCCUGAGUAUGGGUUGGGACCAGAUGAGAAGCAUGAAGAGCAAGUUGAAGGGGUGCCAAAAGAGGAGGUACCACAAGAGGAGGUGCCACGAGAGGAGGUGCCACGAGAGGAGGCGCAGGGUACUCAGCGAGAGAGCAGGCUGGGCGACGGGGGGAGACGUGCAGGGAAGGAAGUGAUAGAGGUUGGAGAGGACACGCCCCCACAGACGCCAGCGGUGGGUUUGAGACUCGGGGAUGCACCAGGGAACACUCGUCAGGCAGAGGAGAGAUUGCGGAAAGAGGAGGCCCCACUUCCUUCAUCAGAGAGGGCUCCAUCGCCAGAGGGGAGAGCCGGCAGGAGGAGAGAAAGGGCAGCUGUAAGGAGGGAGGCCUUGACCCUGAUUGAUAGGCACCUAGCAGCUUAUGCCCUGGAGCAUCCACACCUGGAGGAGCCAGCACCUGCAGAGCCGCGCCAGGAGCCGUACCAACCCGAGAAGGAGAUGGAAGCAGAGAUCCCGAAGAGGGUCGACCUCCGCACGAGGGAAAGGGCGCCAGCUGGAGAGACGGCUGAAGAAAAGAGGGCGAGAAGAACCAGACGGAUAGAUGAGAUAUGGCAGGAGAGGGUGAGGUUGGAGGCAGCGGGGGAACUUCUGAAGCAGCAACAGGAAAGGCAGAGAUCGGAGGCAGCAGGAGCACUCCCAGGGCCUCGCCAAGAGCCACCUAUGGGGAGAGUUAUCAUGGAGCUAGAGGAGGCGAGAGCCCAGAGACAGGCAGAGAAAGAGGCGUUCGAGUUUAGAGCCCUUACUGAGCUCGCGACGCUGCCAGUGGCAGCGACAGACGCAGUCGUACCUUUGGCAAUAGAGGAGGGGUUGCCACUAUCUAGCAUGCAUACUAUGCAGGAGGAGGUGAGUUUGUUUUCACCUAAGCAGAGGGUAGAGGAACCUCUUGAGAGAGAGAUAGGGAUUGAGGCGGAGAGUGCCAUCAAGAGCAGGCUCCAGAGGAUGGGUACGCCUGAGUAUAGGCCAGAGGAGAUUGAGGAGCAGCCCAUGGCAGUGCCAGGAGAGACACUCAAGAAGAGACCUCAGAGGUUGGACACACCUGAGUACGUCCCGGUGACAGGGGAUUUGAGGAGCAGACUGGGAUUUUGGGCUAGAGGAUCUGGGUCUGGGGGACCGGUUCCUGGAAUGGAGCAGCAGGAGGUCGUUAGUACCGCAGCUCCUGGAACAGAGCAGCAGGGGGUUGUCAGUACCUUGGUAGGAUCUCCCUCAUCACCACCUCCUCAACCCAAGAAGAAGAAGUUCAAGAGGAAGGUCGAUCAGCUAUGUUUCUACUGCAAGAGGGACGUGCAUCAUGCUCUGGACUGUCUCGAGUUCCGUGAGGAUAAGGCAGAAGGAAAGGUCUCAGAGGCAGGGGGUAAGAUGUAUGAUAGGCAGGGUAGGAUAGUAGAGAAGUCCGCAGAUGGACUUAGGGCUCAGUUAUAUAGGCAAAACCAGGAGGAGUUGAAGAGGUAGGGCCGGUUUGUCUAUAUAAGUGAGCGAGUAUCUUGUGA
Messenger RNA from Chara braunii, 4081 nucleotides. Lineage: Eukaryota; Viridiplantae; Streptophyta; Charophyceae; Charales; Characeae. The record is from the annotation of a GenBank genome assembly.